Molecule: messenger RNA, 1481 nt
Organism: Zonotrichia leucophrys gambelii
Lineage: Eukaryota; Metazoa; Chordata; Aves; Passeriformes; Passerellidae
Product: carnitine O-acetyltransferase-like
Exons: 10
Biological process (GO): carnitine metabolic process, CoA-linked
Cellular component (GO): peroxisome
Molecular function (GO): carnitine O-acetyltransferase activity
Source: RefSeq, a predicted model, not a curated record
CCGUGACCCCCCCGAGCCGUGGCUCCAGGCCGCCUUUGGGGGCUGUCGGGUCCCGGGGCCCCGGCGGGACGAGGUCCUGAGGGUCCCCCCUGGGGCCCCGCCCCCCCCGUUCGUCACCGUCAGCAGCAACGGCCAGUUUUUCCUGGUGGGGGUCGCGACCCCCUCGGGCCGGCCCCUCCCCCCCCCCGCCCUCCUCGCGGCCCUGGGGGGGCUCCGGGCGCGCGCGGGGGGGGGCGGGGCCCGAGCCCACCCCCCCGUGGGGCUCCUGACGGGGCAGCAGCGCCGCGAGUGGGGGCGGAGCUACGGCAGCAUGAUGAGAGACCGGCUAAGCCGCGCCUCCCUGGGGCGGAUCCAGAGGAGCCUCCUGGUGCUGAGCUUGGACUCACCUGUGCUGGCCCCGCCCGGUGGGCGUGGCCCCGAGGGCGUGGCCGCCCAGGUGCUGCACGGGGGCGGGGCCAACGCCAACAGCGCCAAUCGCUGGUGGGACAAGACCCUGCAGCUGGUGAUUGGCCAGGACGGCACCUGCGGCGCCCUGUGGGACCCGGCCGUCAUCGACGGCGCCGUCGUCUCCGAGCUGCUCGACCAUGCCCUGGAGCACAGCCGCCGCUUAGGCCCCGCCCCCUCCCUGGAGGCCACGCCCCCUUUGCCCCCUCCGCAGCGGCUCCGUUUCAGCGUCGGCCCCGAGCUGGCGGCGCAGGUGGAGCGGGCCAAGAAACACCUGGACAGCCUGGCGGCGGACGUGGACGUUCAUUGCUUCAGCCACGAGGGGUUCGGAGAGGGGGCGGGGCCAAGGGCGGAGGCCGUGGUGCAGGUGGGGCUGCAGGUGGCGUUCUACAGGGCUCACGGCUCCCUGUGUGCCACCUGCGAGCCGCUGUCCCUGCGCCGGGUCCUGCCCGGCUGCACCGACCUGCUGCGCCCACCGGGGCCGCCCUGCCUGGCGCUGGCGCGGGCGCUCGAGGAGCCCCAGGCACAGCCCGAGGAGCUGCUGGCGCUGCUGCGCGAGGCCGUGGAGGAGCAGGAGAGCCGCACCCAGGAGGUGUUAUCGGGCCAGGGGGCGGAGCGACACCUGCAGGGGCUGCGCCAGGCGGCGCUGGCGGCCGGGGAGCCCCUCCCCGAAAUCUUCCUUGACCCCGCCUACGCCGAGGCCACGCACUUCCGGCUCUGCACCCUGCAGGUGCGCUCCCGCGAGGGCUCUUGGCUGCUCCGGGGUCCCCUGGUCCCGGACGGGUACGGGGUGGGGGUGGGGCACGUGCUGGCCCCGCCCCCCGGGGACCCCCGAGGCCCCUCCCCCGGCGUGGGGGCGGGGCUUCGCGUGGCCGUCACCGCCUUCGCCUGCUGCAGCCACACCCAGGCCGCGCACCUGGGCGGGGCCAUCCGCGAGGUGUUCGACCAAUUGGGGGCGCUGCUGAGGGGGCGGAGCCUCGGCUGAGACACGCCCACUUCGGGGGACACCGCCUACUUCAUGGGGACACGCCCACAGC